Aspergillus piperis CBS 112811 is the source of this 2007-nucleotide messenger RNA. Its product is annotated as multicopper oxidase. The transcript has 10 exons. Gene Ontology annotation, molecular function: copper ion binding; oxidoreductase activity. The coding region runs from base 1 to 2007 and encodes 668 amino acids. The record is from RefSeq and is a predicted model, not a curated record. Lineage: Eukaryota; Fungi; Ascomycota; Eurotiomycetes; Eurotiales; Aspergillaceae.
AUGCUAUUGGAAUCUUGCUGGACAGCCCUUGUCCAUUUCUUUAGCUUCCAAUCUUUGUUCUCGUUCCAGCAGUAUCCGCUUUCACCUGAUGGAAGUCUAGAAAGGCCAGUCCCACCUAAUGGCGGACACGAAUACGCACUUCCACCAGAUAACGGACUUGAAUUCGAGCCCUUGGAUACCAAGACCAAAAAGUUUCAGUGCGUGUAUCCAGGGCUUGGUCAUUACUUCGAUCCACCAUCCGAGAAGGAUAGGACUGUUUGGCUAAAACACAAACAUAAUCCUGAUAAGGACGUCUCAAUCCAUACGAACUAUGAGGAUUAUGCACCUGUGGGGAUAGAUCGACAUAACGCGCAGGUCUUUGUCUCCGUGAAGAAUGAUACGACUAGCCCCAAAAACCUUGAUGGUCGCGAAUAUAGGCAGGGAAAGUACUUUGACAUGAAGUACCCUGGGACACCUAUUGAGGCUUGUUGGGGCGACACUGUCUUUGUUCACGUCACGAACGAACUGCAAGAGAAUGGAACUGCUAUUCAUAUGCAUGGAAUCCGCAUGUUGAACGACAGUCUUGCAGAUGGCGUGCCAGGUGUCACUCAGUGCCCGAUUGCUCCUGGAGAGACGCAUACAUACAAGUUCCGUGCGGUCCAGUAUGGCACGACGUGGUAUCACAGCCAUUACAGUCUCCAAUACACGGAUGGCCUCCUUGGUCCAUUGACUAUCUAUGGGCCUGCGUCUACCCCGCAAUACGAUGAAGCUAUGGAGCCCAUCAUAAUAGCUGACCACAAUGAUCGAAGUGCCUUCGAGGAUUGGAAUUGGGGUGUUGUUGAAGGGCAUGCCAAGGGGCCAAUCAAGAUGGAUAGCAUCCUUAUUAAUGGCAUCGGUAGCUAUCAGGGCCAGCAUCCAGAGAGACGUUUCAGGACGAAGGUCGAUCCAGGCAAGCGCAUUCUUCUCCGACUUAUCAAUGCGUCAACGGAUACGGCCUACAUUUUCAGCAUCGAUGAACAUGAGUUGGAGAUUAUUGGGGCAGACUUGGUGCCAGUGAGACCGUACAAGAAAACUCAUCUAUAUAUUGGAAUCGUAGGCCAGCGGUACCACGUCAUAUUACAAACGAAGCACAGGCAUCAUAGACCAAAUUACUGGAUUCGAACCGAGCCAGCCGAACAUUGUCAGAAUUUUGGUUGUCCGCAAAAUGAAAGACAGGGUAUUCUCGUAUACCGUGAAAAGUACCCGUUUGAUCCGACCUCGGGGAAGCAUCUAUACAGCACUCAGUGCCAGGAUGAAAACCACACAAAGCUAGAGCCGGCUUUCCGCAUUGAUGUACCAAAGCCGGUGCCAUCAGAAUUGCACAAAGUCAGGUUGCCGAUCAAGGUGAAAAAGGCUAACAUGACGCUCCCAGCCGAGCCCGAGAACAAUAUCGGAGCAGGGCCCAAUAUCUCAGCUUGGAAGGUUAUGGAUGCCCCUGCCUGGGUUAACUACCAGGAACCCACCAUCAAGCACAUCAACACAACAGUUUGGCCAGCAAAUGCUGCCUUGAUGGAGGUUAAGAAAAACAGAGAUCAAAACAAACCGACAUGGGCCUACAUGGUGAUAGAUGGUGGGCAUCAACCGAAGGAUCCAAACGUGCCAAAAGGAAAAGAUAUCAUUCCUGCAGCACACCCUAUGCAUCUCCACGGUCAUGAUUUCGCGCUCCUAAAACAGUCGUAUGAGCCCCUCAACGAUAAGAUGUUUGGGGAUGACAAGACUCCUGCGAAUGAAGACCAGAUCAAUGAGUUCAUAAAUACUUUCAACGUGACAAAUCCGCCGCGUCGCGAUGUUAUUUUGCUUCCCCGUGAUGGGUACGUUGUACUCGCAUUCAAGAUCCUUGAAGAUAAGCAUCGGCUUGCCCGCGGGAUCCAUGGCGGAGGGGCCACCCAUGCAUAUGAGCAGUUGCUUAAAGGCUGCUCAACCUGGAAAAACUGGUAUUCUAGUCAUACCCCGUUCCCCCAUCGCUUCCAGGAUGAUUCGGGAGUCUGA